GCUCUUUCAAACUCUUGUUGUCCACGCAGUGAUCCAAAAUUCCUGACCCUUUCUACUCACGGUUUCUCCUCAAGAAUUAGAAGAAACCCCCUCGUCGAGAACAAUCAUCUCUCAGUUGCGGGGGACGAUGAUGUUUCCCAUGUUGGAGAUUGCGAUGGGCCUAGCGGCUCUUAUUGUUUUUGCAGUUUUCCAUUGGAAGCUAAAAUGGAGAAACCGUUCUAACAUUGGGAAGCUUCCUCCAGGCUCCAUGGGGUUGCCAUACAUAGGAGAGACGAUCCAGUUCUUCAUUCCUAGCAGAUCCAGAGACAUGCCUCCUUUCAUAAAGAAGAGAGUUAAAAAGUAUGGAACCUUGUUUAAAACAAGCUUGGCUGGUCGUCCUGUGGUGGUAUCGUCAGAUCCAGAGUUCAAUAAAUUUGUUCUUCUCCAGGAAGGAAAGUCCGUGGAGACAUGGUACUUGGACUCCUUUUCUAAGCUUGUGGGUCAUGAUACGCAAGACUUGGAAGUCAAGACUAAUGCAACCGGGUACAUCCACAAACACCUCCGAUAUUUGAUCUUAAAUCACAUGGGUUCUGAGAGCCUCAAAAAGAUGAUAUUCAAGUUUACGUCAAAGCUUCUCCUAGGUUAUGAUGCUGAAAAUUCAGGAAAAAAUGUUACGGAGGAUUUCCACACUCUCAUGGAUGGCCUCAUGUCCCUUCCGAUAAACAUUCCAGGCACUGCUUUUCACAAGAGCUUAAAGAGCCAAGAGAAGCUGCUGAAUAUGAUUCGACGGAAGAUCGCCGAGAGAAUGGCUGCACCGGCAGAUGCAAGCCAUACCUACCACUGUAGUCAUGGCCCUUAUACUUCUUACAGAGAACCUAAAGUGCUUCAAGAGCUGAUUAAGGAAAAUCAGGAAGCCCUUCAUAAUAGAAGGAUUUCGGGCGCAGAAGGAAUAACGUGGGAGGAAUAUAAAUCAAUGCCAUACACUCUGCAUGUGGUCAAUGAAUCACUCAGAUUGGCCAGCAAUAUCCCCGGUGUUAUGAGAAGAGCAAUUAAAGACAUUGAAUGGAAUGGAUAUGUAAUUCCGAAAGGUUGGACCAUUGUCCUUAGUCAAGUGGGGCUACACCUAAACCCGGAAGUGUAUGAAGAUCCCCUAGCCUUUAAUCCAUCUCGAUGGGAGCAAAUGGAUAGAGCAAACGUCGUGGGAAGAUAUUAUAUACCCUUUGGUGGGGGAGGGAGGCCAUGUGCUGGAGCUGAAUUCACCAGAGCUUUCUGUGCAGUAUUUCUCCAAGUUUUCGUGACCAAAUACCGGUGGACAAAGGUGAGGGGAGGAGAAAUCAUUCGCACUCCUUUUAAAGAUUGGAGGUGGUUUUGA
This is a messenger RNA of Eucalyptus grandis, 1351 nucleotides long. RefSeq names its product cucurbitadienol 11-hydroxylase-like. The coding region runs from base 128 to 1351 and encodes 407 amino acids. Gene Ontology annotation, molecular function: iron ion binding; monooxygenase activity; heme binding. The record is from RefSeq and is a predicted model, not a curated record. Lineage: Eukaryota; Viridiplantae; Streptophyta; Magnoliopsida; Myrtales; Myrtaceae. Gene Ontology annotation, biological process: sterol metabolic process. The transcript is spliced from 10 exons.